Scaptodrosophila lebanonensis is the source of this 1712-nucleotide messenger RNA. Its product is annotated as mitochondrial sodium/calcium exchanger protein-like. The transcript has 6 exons. Gene Ontology annotation, biological process: transmembrane transport; monoatomic cation transport; intracellular calcium ion homeostasis. Bases 21 to 1652 code for a protein of 543 amino acids. The record is from RefSeq and is a predicted model, not a curated record. NCBI's taxonomy places the organism in Eukaryota, Metazoa, Arthropoda, Insecta, Diptera, Drosophilidae. Gene Ontology annotation, cellular component: membrane. Gene Ontology annotation, molecular function: calcium:sodium antiporter activity.
AGUAUCGCUGUGAAUAUGUCAUGCGUACACCCCACUGUGAGAACUUUAAGUACAUUAUCGACUAUGUUAGCUUCAUUGAGUGUGGUCUGAAGGCACAAUCGCAUAUGACGGAGGUUUUUGCUGUCUUUGGCUUCUUAAUUCUGGGCUUGUAUUUACUUCUAUGCAUUGCUGUCAUUGCUAAUAGCUAUUUUGGUCCCGCAUUGAAGUCUAUAGCGAAGAAGAUGCGAAUGAACGAGCACUUGGCUGGUGUCACGCUGCUGGCCUUUGGCAAUAGUGCCGCCGAUUUUUCCGCACAACUUACCAAUACUAACAUACAUCAUUUGUUCAUGGAUACCGUAUCUUCGGCGAUUUUUGCAACAUUAAUUUCCGGUGGCCUCAUUUGCAUUUUUUAUCCUUUUCAAAUGGAACGAUACGACAUGGUGAUUGAUAUACUUUUCUUUAUAAUUGGCGUAAUGUAUUUGGAAUAUAUUCUGGCAUCAGACUCAACGUUAACAUUAAGCUGGUGUGUGGGCCCUAUUAUAAUCUAUAUAAUUUAUUUAGCUAUCAACAUUACCGAUACAUUCUUGGAAAAAAAAUACGGCAAUGCUCCCCCUAGUAUUCUGAUACUAGCAACUAAAUCUCGAGCAAGCUUCGGUCGCUCGGGUCGCCCAUCAAAUGCACCACGUGUUCAAUCCCUAAGGAGUUCUAGAAUUAGCGGAUCGCAACGCUCUGCUCGACAAACUACGUAUUUUGCUGAAAGGCGUGAAACCGUCGAUGAGGCAAUGACUCGCGUAUUGAGGCACCGUAAACAAAAUCCAAAAAAUUUGAAUCUCUUAAAUGAGUUUAUCUCCGCCAUAGUGCCAAUCCAAGCUACCGAUUGGGAAAGGUCGGGCAAAUUUAUCCGCACUUUUCUAAUAAUACGUGCUCCACUCGUCUUCCUUUGUCAGCUUUUCAUUCCCGUUGUGAAUGUGGAGCAUGAAAAGCACGGCUGGUCAAAGUUACUAAAUUGCUUGCACAUCGUAGUUACUCCUUUGCUGCCCGCUUUAAUUUUAAGUGUCUAUGGAGCCGAUAUAUCAUUUACUGUACUGCUAGUAACAAUACCGGUGGCCAUCGCCGUUUUCUUACACUCUCGCACGGAUAUACCCCCUCCAUAUCACUUUGUAUUUACUCUAGUUUGUGGAGUUACUUCGAUGCUGUUGAUAUUUGUUUGUGCCAGAGAGAUUUCGGAAAUUGUUGUCGUUAUCGGCAUGGUAGUCGGACUAUCAGAGAGCUUCAUUACCAUUACAGUUAAUAGCUGGGGCAGUUCGGUGGGCAUGCUGGUUACCAAUAUGACGCUCGCCCACCAUGGAUACGAACGCAUGGCCUUUGCCUCUUGCUAUGGCGGACCUUUUUUCAUGCUUAUUAUGUCGAAUGGAAUAAUUAUGACAUCGCAACAUCUUCUGGGGCAUGAGUUUUCGGUAUCCAACGGCCUAUUUUAUGAAAAUAGUUACAUAUUUUUCAUGUUGUCUCUUGUUUCCACGCUGAUCUGGGCAUUUUCGUUCGAUUUCGUUACACGACCUUCCGUCGGAGUUUUCAAUUUUAUGCUCUACUUACUGUUUAUUAUCUAUGCCGUACUCGCCGAAAAGGAGGUUAUACACUCCUUCACAAGAGAUGAACACAUUGACGUUGUUUAAUUUGAAAAAAUAUUAUAAAUAAGUUGGAAAAAUUAUAAAAUAUACAAUGAUAAUCGUUUA